AUGACGGGGAAGCAGGGCUCCGUGCUGUCGGAAAGUUUAAACCUCUCGGAGAAAAGCUCCCUUCGGGCCGCGGGAGGCGGCAGCAGCAGCCUCCAUCAGCCGAAGAGCACCGCGACCCACCCGCCGCCCAGGUGCACCGGCUUCGGCAUCCAGGAGAUCCUGGGGCUCAACAAGGAGCCGUCCGCGGCCCCGAGGAGCGCGCUGGGCUCGCUGCCGGCCGGGGCGCACCUGAUCGCAGCCAGGUCCGUGCUGGGCCACGCCGGCAUGGGACUGGGUGUGGGUGUCGGGAUGGGAUUAAUCGGUCCUGGUGGGAUUCCGUCGUUUUACAGCCAACCCGCGUUUUUGGAGACGGUGCUGUCGGACGCACGGAAUGUUCACCUGCAGCCGCACAGCAGGUCCGCAGGCCCGCUGGACAUCAGCCAGUCCGCCAGCUCAGACUCUGAGGAUUUAUCUUCAAAUGAACGAAAACUCUCAAAGUCAUCUGUAAGUCAGAGCAAGAAACGCAAGAAAAGACGUCACCGGACCAUAUUCACCUCCUAUCAGCUGGAGGAGCUGGAGAAGGCCUUUAAUGAAGCUCACUACCCGGAUGUUUACGCCCGAGAGAUGCUGGCCAUGAAAACAGAGCUACCUGAAGACCGGAUACAGGUCUGGUUUCAGAACCGCAGAGCCAAGUGGAGGAAGAGGGAGAAGUGCUGGGGCCGCAGCACUGUCAUGGCGGAGUAUGGCUUGUACGGAGCCAUGGUGAGGCAUUCCAUCCCUUUGCCUGAGUCCAUCCUCAAGUCUGCCAAGGACGGCAUCAUGGAGUCCUGUGCUCCCUGGCUGCUCGGGAUGCACAAAAAGUCCAUGGAGACGGGCGGUCCCCCGCCAACAGGGAAGUGUGAUGAGACCCAGCAGCCCAGCUCUCAGAGGGCGGAGGAGGCUGAGGCGGAGGCGGAGGAAAAGAGGUCAGACGGCAAGCCCGCCAUUUCUAAAGAGGAACUGAGAGAGAACAGCAUUGCUGCACUCAGGGCCAAGGCACAGGAGCACAGUGCCAAAGUGCUGGGGACGGUUUCUCACGACAGACUGCAGGCGGGCAAACAGGAGAGACAGGCGGCCGAGGACAACGCCACUGAUCCCCUGAGUCCAGCAGAGGAGGAGAGAAGUCCAUAGAGACUGAGGACAGUUAUUCUCCCGAGUGGAUGCAGUGGCCCGGCUGCUCUCAGCAUGUGUACGGACAAACCCCAACAUAACACAGUGUCCCUGCAGAGUGUCAUCCUUCAUCGACUUCUCUGAAGUGGCCCGCAUCUGGACUUUCUGGAGGAGAAAAACUCAUCUGCCGCGAAUGCACUUUUAUCUGAUUUAUUCCCAAACUUGCUGUUUACUCACAGUCGUUAUUUCUGGUGCAUAGUAGAGAAGAUGGAACCAACUCAUAUUGGUGUAUAUACAGAGUUGAAUGAGUCAAAUUUU
Molecule: messenger RNA, 1446 nt
Organism: Pleuronectes platessa (European plaice)
Lineage: Eukaryota; Metazoa; Chordata; Actinopteri; Pleuronectiformes; Pleuronectidae
Gene: vsx2
Product: visual system homeobox 2
Exons: 5
Coding region: 1-1149 (382 amino acids)
Biological process (GO): regulation of transcription by RNA polymerase II
Cellular component (GO): nucleus
Molecular function (GO): DNA-binding transcription factor activity, RNA polymerase II-specific; sequence-specific double-stranded DNA binding
Source: RefSeq, a predicted model, not a curated record